AAAAUGUCUUAAUAAAUAAAUUUUAUCAUCAUUCAAGGAAGAGAAUUGCUUUAAACUAUGACUUCGUUAACCUUCCUGACACGUAAUUAAUUGCACAACUGUCGUAAAAAGUGGUUAAAUAGUUUCUCAUUAAGAAAAAGCUGAACCUUGAAUCUAGGAUUAAUCGAAAACCGAAAGGCAAAAGUUGAAAUUAGUAGAUUGAAUAGACUUUUCGUUAAGAGAUAGAUCUGUUUGUUUUCAAUUAAUUCAUCCACCCUCGCCCGCAUUCAGCGACUGUAUGCGUAAGUAUGUCUUACAGACAAAAAGAGUCUACGUGUUCUCGAACGAAGAGAAGAUGAGUAAUUCUUUUUAUACUGUUUAAAUAUUGUCUGCUCACAAACAACCCUUUAGCUACUUGCUUCUGCUCCAUUCUACAUAAUGACUGUAAGCUUUUUUUUCAUUAAUUUCUCUACAAUAAUCGGUGCUUAUAUAAGAGCAGCAAUAUCUGUAUAAAACCAUAAGCACACAUAUUUUAUAACUGUUACAUAUACUCGUAUUUCUGCGCCUAUUGACACCAGCCAUAUGAAUAAUAUUAAAAUUGUGGUUUACUUUGUGUGUAUCUUAGUAUUUCUGGCCGAAGAUUGUCAUGCGAUAAAAGGGAAAAAAAUACAGCAAGCUGGGAAUAAACGUGGUUGCCUUAGUCUUGGCGCUGUUUGUAAUAGCCAUACCGACUGUUGUGGUCAUGAUGAUCCUGAAAGCGGUCAUUGUGUUCUUUGCACUGGUAUUCUUCCGGGACUUUUUGGUGUUGGCAGUCGUACGUGUGGUUGUAGUAAAUUUUCUGUUGCUGGCAGUCGUGACACCGGUACUUUGACUGAUAUUUGCGAUGGUAAAGAUCGGACUGGUAGUCGUGUUUGUCGUACACGUGUUGCUCCUCCUGGUCAUAUGUAUUAUCGUGGCGAUGAUUACUAUUAUGGUCGUGGGAAAAAAACUUAG
Molecule: messenger RNA, 972 nt
Organism: Rotaria sp. Silwood1
Lineage: Eukaryota; Metazoa; Rotifera; Eurotatoria; Philodinida; Philodinidae
Source: the annotation of a GenBank genome assembly